UCAAAUUUGUAAAUUCACACUUAAAUCCAAUAUUACCAUGAAACAGUUCUUAUUGAUUUGCAUCGUUGCCCUCAAUGGCCUAAUGUAUCUAGAUUGCCUGAUAUCAGACAGAAUUGCAAACUCAGCGCAGUGGGCUGAUUGGCCCUAGGCAAAUACCUGAGAUAUGUCAGGAUAACUACCAUGGUAUAAACAGUGUGGCAAAAUCUCUGAAGAUGGAGACCUUUAUAUUGUCUCAGGGGACUGCCCACCUUCAUUUAAACCCCAAGAAGAAAAUCAGCCACCUUUUUAGCUGGUUGCUGAUGACAUUUGAGACUUGCCAAUCCAGAGCAACAUUAAACGGCAUAAAUGCAUAAUUACUGAUUGUUAAAGAUUGAUCCUCUGCCCUUGGUAAUGAGAAAGGCAUGCACUUUAUUUUAAAAUUCAAAAGAUGGUUGCUGCCAAUGUUUUUAAAGCACUUGAUAAACAAAUCAAAGCCACAAUGUGACAGACUUUUCAUGAUUCAUGAUGGUUUGAUCUUUACCAAAGAUGAUACAGAGCUGAUGUGGAGAACAUACCAGAAACAGGGGUUGAUUUCUCUCUUGAUUUGACUAAAUUGUUGACCUAGCCACACAGGCGGUAAAAUCCAGUGUCUGAAAUCACCCACACCCACACACACACACACACACACACACACACACACACACACACACACACAGCCACUUCAUGACUCAUGCCGUUUGACAAAGAUGCUCUUUAGCAGUGAGCUUUGCAGAGGGGGGGGAAAUACAGAUGUGUUAGAGUGUGCCUGAACGAUAAAGAUAGAAGCCCAUAGAAAAACGCAGGCUGGAUUAAGCUUCUGCUUUGGCUGUGAAACGGGGGGGAGGGAGGACGAGAGGCAGGAGAAAGCCAUUGUGGGUCGGCAGGAGAGAGAGACAGAGAGAGAGGGAGAAGGUUUGUGAGAGAGAUGGAUGUUUAUUUUAUAAUAUGCUAUUUGCAAUAGCAGCAUCAGAGAAAGAGGGAGGUGAAAGAGGGCAAAAUGCAGGAAAAGCAGGAUUCUCAGUGCCAAGCUCCGGGCAGGAAGGCUCACCCAGCUCUCAAAGCCUUUAUGUGCGGCUCUCUCAGCGGCACCUGCUCUACGCUGCUCUUCCAGCCUUUGGAUCUGGUCAAGACGCGGCUGCAGACCCUGCAGAACAAUGCCAAGCCUGGUGCACCAAAGGUGGGGAUGUUCACUGUUUUCAUCAACGUUAUUAGGACAGAGAAAUUCUUCAGUCUGUGGAAGGGAGUUUCACCAUCAUUUAUGCGCUGCAUCCCUGGGGUGGGCAUCUACUUCAGCACCUUCUACUCCCUGAAGCAGCACUACUUCCAGGAGCGGGCACCCAGCGCUGGCGAGGCUGUUCUGCUCGGAGCGGGUGCCAGAACUGUGGCUGGUUUCUGCAUGCUGCCUUUCACAGUCAUCAAGACACGCUUUGAGAGUGGCUGUUACAACUAUGUGAGUGUGGCAGGAGCUCUGAGGAGUAUGUAUGAGACGGAGGGAGUCAGGGCUCUGUUCUCAGGGCUGACUGCCACGCUGCUCCGAGACGCUCCAUUCUCUGGCAUCUACGUCAUGUUCUACAGCCAGGCCAAGAAGGCGCUGCCUCAAGAGGUGACUUCUGCGGCCUAUGCUCCGCUGGUGAACUUCAGCUGUGGGGUGGUGGCAGGCGUAAUGGCGUCGCUCGUCACGCAGCCAGCAGACGUGGUGAAGACCCACAUUCAAGUCAGCCCAUCCCACUGGAGCAUGACGGAUGCAAUCCACUACAUCUACAUGGAGCAUGGCAUGCGUGGGUUUUUUCGUGGAGCUGUCCCCAGGUCUCUGCGACGCACUCUGAUGGCUGCUAUGGCUUGGACUGUUUAUGAACAGCUGAUGGCUCAGAUGGGCCUCAAAUCCUGAAGAGCAUGGGUGUUGAGCAACAAUAUAACAGGGUGAAAUAUGAGGGAAUAAUGAUGGACAUUAUUUCACACUGAAAGACGAAAACACAGCUGAGGAGUCUGUAGAGACAGUGAACCAACAAGAUUUGGAGAAGAUGAACCAGGUGGAUAGAUGUGAGCGAGUAAGAAUGCUGUGAGUGCGUGUGUGUUAUUUAAAUGUUUGUGAAAAUGUGCCUGUUUGUGUCUGUAAGUUUGAGAUUGUGAUGUUACACCUGACACACUCUAAAUGUCAAUCUUGGACUGAAGUGACACUCCCUACUGUGAAGUGAUCUUAUUCCUCCUCUCAUUAUUUAUGUUUGGACUGCCUGAGGUGUGGCUGCCAGUAAAAAAAAAAAACACCCCUGAGAGAGGGCCUGUGACUGUGCGGCAGCAGAGUUGUCUCACACGGUAUUUUAAAAUGCUGUUAAGACAAGCGAGCUGAUCUACAUCUGCUGAGGUAACUAAAAGCAAAGCACUGCAGAGAGAGGCGCUAUGGUUUCUGCCAUAUUUACAAAACUUGUGUAAGAUUGAGCAAUGUUUCUUUGUUGCCAAGUAACAAGCAGACUUAGAUAUUUAAUUUGUUUGAGGCACGGACAAUCACAAGUAUUCACACAGUAGCAUUAUGGGAAGAAAAUCACAAUAUAGCCUUUGAUGCGGUACAGCACAAUACUAUGCUAAUUUAAACAUGUAUUAUGAUAGUCCUUUACAUCAGGGCUUAAAAACAUAGCAGAAAAAUAUUCAGACCUGUUAUGGCAUUUUGGUCAGAUCAGGAUUUUGCAGAUUUUAAUGAGUUUUGUAAUUGAAAUGCAUUUUUUUUUUGUGAUAGAAACAGCGAUGCAGUUUGCAUUGUUUCCUGUCUCUAAAGGGACAGUUCAACCUCAGAAUCUAAAAUACAUAUUUUUCCUCUGACCUGUAGUGACAUUUAUCAGUCUA
This is a messenger RNA of Epinephelus lanceolatus (giant grouper), 2856 nucleotides long. RefSeq names its product solute carrier family 25 member 38b (gene slc25a38b). Gene Ontology annotation, molecular function: glycine transmembrane transporter activity. Gene Ontology annotation, biological process: glycine import into mitochondrion. Gene Ontology annotation, cellular component: mitochondrion; mitochondrial inner membrane. NCBI's taxonomy places the organism in Eukaryota, Metazoa, Chordata, Actinopteri, Perciformes, Serranidae. The record is from RefSeq and is a predicted model, not a curated record.